AGGUCCCACAGUUGACAGUGAAUGUCAGAGCAAAAACCAAGCCAUGAGGUCGAAGGAAUUGUCUGUAGAGUUCCGAGUCAGGAUUUUGUCGAGGCACAGACCCAGUACGUCAUGUGUUUCAGUCAAACCAACAUGCAGUGUACCCAGUACGUCAUGUUUCAGUCAAACCAACAUACAGUAUACCCAGUACGUCAUGUGUUUCAGUCAAACCAACAUACAGUAUACCCAGUACGUCAUGUGUUUCAGUCAAACCAACAUACAGUGUACCCAGUACGUCAUGUGUUUCAGUCAAACCAACAUGCAGUGUACCCAGUACGUCAUGUUUCAGUCAAACCAACAUACAGUAUACCCAGUACGUCAUGUGUUUCAGUCAAACCAACAUACAGUAUACCCAGUACGUCAUGUGUUUCAGUCAAACCAACAUGCAGUGUACCCAGUACGUCAUGUGUUUCAGUCAAACCAACAUACAGUAUACCCAGUACGUCAUGUUUCAGUCAAACCCAACAUGCAGUAUACCCAGUACGUCAUGUGUUUCAGUCAAACCAACAUACAGUAUACCCAGUACGUCAUGUUUCAGUCAAACCAACAUACAGUGUACCCAGUACGUCAUGUGUUUCAGUCAAACCAACAUACAGUAUACCCAGUACGUCAUGUUUCAGUCAAACCAACAUACAGUAUACCCAGUACGUCAUGUGUUUCAGUCAAACCAACAUCUAGUGUACCCAGUACGUCAUGUUUCAGUCAAACCAACAUACAGUAUACCCAGUACGUCAUGUGUUUCAGUCAAACCAACAUACAGUAUACCCAGUACGUCAUGUGUUUCAGUCAAACCAACAUACAGUAUACCCAGUACGUCAUGUGUUUCAGUCAAACCAACAUACAGUAUACCCAGUACGUCAUGUGUUUCAGUCAAACCAACAUACAGUAUACCCAGUACGUCAUGUGUUUCAGUCAAACCAACAUACAGUAUACCCAGUACGUCAUGUGUUUCAGUCAAACCAACAUACAGUAUACCCAGUACGUCAUGUGUUUCAGUCAAACCAACAUACAGUAUACCCAGUACGUCAUGUGUUUCAGUCAAACCAACAUACAGUAUACCCAGUACGUCAUGUGUUUCAGUCAAACCAACAUGCAGUGUACCCAGUACGUCAUGUGUUUCAGUCAAACCAACAUACAGUAUACCCAGUACGUCAUGUGUUUCAGUCAAACCAACAUACAGUAUACCCAGUACGUCAUGUUUCAGUCAAACCAACAUGCAGUAUACCCAGUACGUCAUGUGUUUCAGUCAAACCAACAUACAGUAUACCCAGUACGUCAUGUGUUUCAGUCAAACCCAACAUACAGUAUACCCAGUACGUCAUGUGUUUCAGUCAAACCAACAUACAGUAUACCCAGUACGUCAUGUGUUUCAGUCAAACCAACAUACAGUAUACCCAGUACGUCAUGUGUUUCAGUCAAACCAACAUACAGUAUACCCAGUACGUCAUGUGUUUCAGUCAAACCAAACAUACAGUAUACCCAGUGUGUUUUCAAGUGUCCGGUUAUCACACAGUCUGCCUUACCCGUGGUGGAGAGAUACAGAGAGGGAGGUAGAAAUGUACCCUGAGGGUCAUGGUGUGGUCCAGAGUCGGCGGUGUGCGACCACGACUAGACCACUGUUGUCCUGUUUUUCUAUGUCUCCUAAGUUGUCUUGUC
Molecule: messenger RNA, 1695 nt
Organism: Salmo salar (Atlantic salmon)
Lineage: Eukaryota; Metazoa; Chordata; Actinopteri; Salmoniformes; Salmonidae
Source: RefSeq, a predicted model, not a curated record